AUGAAAAUAAUUAUUAGUUUGUUGAUCACCUUGCUGCUCGAUGUCACACUGGCGCGACCUCAGGGCCCCACCACCGAACCCAUUCCCAUAAUAAGACAAGAGCAAGAGGUCAAUUUCGAUGGCUCAUACAAGUUUUCGUACGAGACCGGCAACGGCAUACAAGCCGAUGAGGAGGGCUACUUGAAGAAUGCCGGCUCCGAAGCCGAAGGAACGUCGGCGCAAGGCUCUUUCUCGUACACCUCACCUGAAGGUGUGCCCAUACGCAUCACCUAUUUGGCCGAUGAGAACGGUUUCCAACCGCAAGGCGAUCAUCUGCCCACUCCACCACCGAUUCCACCAGCCAUACAGAAGGCGCUCGCUUACUUGGCCACCGCGCCACCACCGCAGGAUCAGAGCAACCAAUUUGCGGGCAAUCGAAGAGGUUAG
This is a messenger RNA of Bactrocera tryoni, 426 nucleotides long. RefSeq names its product endocuticle structural glycoprotein ABD-4 (gene Cpr49Aa). The record is from RefSeq and is a predicted model, not a curated record. Gene Ontology annotation, cellular component: chitin-based extracellular matrix. Gene Ontology annotation, molecular function: structural constituent of chitin-based larval cuticle. NCBI's taxonomy places the organism in Eukaryota, Metazoa, Arthropoda, Insecta, Diptera, Tephritidae. The transcript is spliced from 3 exons. Bases 1 to 426 code for a protein of 141 amino acids.